Messenger RNA from Pocillopora damicornis (cauliflower coral), 6512 nucleotides. RefSeq names its product synaptotagmin-1. Gene Ontology annotation, cellular component: synapse; plasma membrane; axon. Gene Ontology annotation, molecular function: calcium ion binding; clathrin binding; SNARE binding. The record is from RefSeq and is a predicted model, not a curated record. Gene Ontology annotation, biological process: vesicle fusion; calcium ion-regulated exocytosis of neurotransmitter. NCBI's taxonomy places the organism in Eukaryota, Metazoa, Cnidaria, Anthozoa, Scleractinia, Pocilloporidae.
UUCGUUGAAGAUUCUUUAGUGAGUCUCUUUUUGUGAUAAAUGUGUUAUUUUCAUUAAGUUUAACAUUGGUGCUAUCAGAGCGUAAAGAGGGGGCUUUUAGGAGCGCCUGAAAUCAGCAAAAGGUUUUAAAAUACUGAUCUUGCUCUCGCUAACACUGUUUUUGGAUUAGUUUUACGACCCAUCAGGUACGUACAAAUGUCAACAAUGAAUUAUUUAUCCUAUCUUGUACUGUAUCGCAUAUGUGGAUGUGUUUUAUGCCUUAUACAAAUGUGCAUGUGCUUUUCUUUCGAGGCGGUAUUCAAGAAGCCAGGUCAUUGUCUCUUUUUUUUUUUCGAAUGAAGUUCCUUUUAACGUAUUUACUAUCUCCUUUUUGGUAAGAAGCUAUGUCAAAAUCAUGAGAUCCUCUUGUUAAUUCCAACUUUUUUUUUUCAAUAAUACACAUAGGUUACCUAAAGUUGAAAGAGGCGAAAAAGAGACAUUUUGAAAGCCAGUUAUCUUUUGAAGAAGCGUUAAAAAAACUUCAUUUUUUCUUGCUAUCAAUGAAAAAUGAUAGAGAGAUUCUUUACUUUAGAAAUGUCACUGUGUUGAGCAGGUGUAAUAUGAAGACCACAAGUCACAUUUUUAGUUCCCAGCUGCAGAAAUCCCUUGCAGAUUAGAAUCAUUGCUGAAAAUAAUGAAAAAAGAAUAAGCAAUACUUAAAUCGUUGUUGGAAGUCACCUGAAUUAUUUUGUAAAAUAACGCUGAGGUGUAUAUUUGAAAAUUCAAAAAUAGUGGAAGAAGGCUAAGCCAGUUUGACCUCUUUCUUGCAAUCUUGUCUGAGACUUGUCAUAUGUUUGAUUUAGGAGCAGCCACUAAAUGUACAGUCAUUGAACAUCGAUGAAUGUUUCAUUUACCUCCUGAUCUUUUAAAAUUUCUCUGGUAAGUGUACCAUGAAUCACCAAAGUUUCUAUUCACUGCAGAUAGAUAAUUUCUUAAUUUAUUUCGAAUGGGUUAUUACUUAACUAAAUUAAACUUGUAACAAUCAGUGUAUUUCAUAUCUUCCAUCUGAAUGUUUGAUGUACAGAUUUGUGUUUCUCAGAAAUUGACAAAUCUUUUAGCUUUUCCUUCUUCUUCAAAUAUAUAUUAGGAAUAGUCCUAAUUUUGCAUAAUAGCAGAAAUAGCAGGUGGAGGAUUAAUUAUCCCUUUCUUCCUAGUUGGCUAUAGAUUAUUGUGGAAAAUCAAAAACUGAGUCACACAACAUGUUAGUAUGACUAAAAAAACCCCUUAAUUUAUCAUGACUAAAAAUCACAUUUUUAAAGGAAAUUUAGAACUAUAAGCUGUUGAAUUCCACAACUUUAUUUUCCUGUUUUGUCAUUUGUCCAAGCUGACUGGUUGUGGUGUAUAUUUUUCUGAGCAUUAAAGUAACAGUAUGCAGUAAAGAAUCUUAUUUUUUGUGAAUGUUUGAGAGGUACUUUUUUUUUUGGAAAAUCAUUACUUUCAGUGGCAAUUGUUGAUUUCUUCUGAACCUAUUUUACAAAGAAUCAAGACAUUGUUAAUAUGUUAAAUUGAAUGGAAGUAGAAAAUCAUUCAUGUGGUGCAGUGUUUCUUCUUGAAUGAAGUAGAAAAAAAUUUGAAAAUGAAUGCAAGACUUGGUUGAGAGAAUAGCAGAACAAUCUAAAAGAAUAUUAACACAAAGAAAAUUCAGGUGGUGAAUUGCACCCCUGUGAAGAGGUUUUGUAUUUGAAAGAAUAAAUGAUUAUGACAAUGUUUUAUCUCAGCCACUUAAUGCUUAACUUUUUUAGUCAUUAUGCAUGUGUAUUAGUAGUCAAUCUUGAUAAAUAAUCCUGAUGUCAGGCCUUAAAUCUCUACUAAUUGUCGGACUUAGUGAUUCUAUUGAAGUGUCAAAGGGUUGUGAAAGGAUUGGAUGAAUAUCUGCAAGGUUUGUAGAAAAUAAUCUGGGUGAGUGUAUUCUAAGUGUCACUUGUCACAGACAAGUGCAAGUUUCAAAAAUUAAUUUUCUAGCACUGGGUAAUUUUUCUAUGGUGUUGAAACAAUUUUUUCCUCUUUGCCAGUAGUGUCUGUCUGAGAAAAUUUGUGCCAAUUCCCUUUAUCUGGAUGUGUUUUGUACAUACUAGGUUAAAAUGACUGUAAACUAAUUAAGGUAACAUUCCAAAAUUUAGUCAAGUUUUUUCCAAUCAUCUAGCAGCAACUAACCUGAUCAUGAUGGCCAAAUCACACUUUCAGAUAAGGCAUGCAUAGUAAAUGUUACAAUCAUGAUUUACAUAUGUACCAGAAUAAUAAAAGAAAACUGGAAAGGAAUUGAACAUUACAGUAGAGGAGAAAUUUUGAGUUCAUAAAUUAUGCCAAUGUGCACAUGCACAUGCCUAUCAACCUGUUAGACACUCUUUUAGACACUUUGUUUCUUCAUCAAACACAAGGCCAGAUCAAAGCUUUAGUGAGACAGAAAGCCCACAGAGGGAGGCAUUUUGGAACCGGCUAACAGCCUUGAAUUCUUCAUAAAUCACCAUUUUUGGGCUUGAAAUGAGGGCCCAUUUCAAGACUGAAAGAAAUUGUAAAGAAAUAUUGGAGUAAUCUGGCCAAUUAAAAGGAAAGUGACCUUACUAAAAAGAAAGUGUGGGAACUAUGAAAUUUAAAAGAGAACAUAGCUAUUUUGUUCAUGAUUGUUAUGUUUCUCUAGUAUUCCUUUUGUUUCAACACUUCCUGUAUAAAGACAAAAAAAUUAGUAGAUGAGUAUGUUGCGUUAGUGCCAUUCAGUUGUUAACUUAACUACAAAUUAAAUAUUGGGAAUUUUAUUCCCAAAAAGAUACUAAUAAGAUUUAUAAUCAUGUUAGCAUGAACUAGUCAAUGACUAUCUUUUGUUGUUCAUUACUAAUAGUGUUUUCAAAUGGAAAUAGUUUGUCAGCAUGGGUGCCUGAUGUCUUAUUUUAUUGCCUAUCAAUAAUGUGACCUUUAAGGUUCAAGACCAAACUUCAGAUUUUGUUGUGCUACUCUCAAUUGCAACAGAUAUCUGAAAGCAGAAACAGACAAAAUUGAUUGAAAUUCUCCAAUCACAACUCUGACCUGUAAUCUUUCUAAUCCUCUGAAGCAGUGUACAUGUUUUUUGGUGAGAUCUGCGAGGUGAUGUUGGCAAAUUUCAUUUUAGUUGUGCUUCUUAUUAAGGAGCAUAGAACACUGCCAACUUCACUUCCCUGACAUAUCAAUUUGAAUUGUUUUUUCUUUGUCUUAUAGUGUUCAAUAGCAAGUUUGUAAAACUGAACUACACUGCUAAUGUUGCCCUUGAAUAAUGAUCAUGAAUAACUCAGUGGCCUUGGUGGCUGGCUUAGCAACAGGUAUCCCUGUAGUUGUUCUUGUGUCAAUUUACAUGGUGUAUUGCUGCUGUCGGCGGAAGCAGCAAGAUCUGCAAGAACCUCGUUUGUGGAGGAUCAAAGAUACUUCCCAUGAUCCAUAUAUUCCACCUUUUGUACCAAGAAUUGUACAGAAAUUUGUCCAACAUUCUCAUCAAGGAACUCGUAAUAGUAGUAGUGCAACGUCUGCUCAGACUUCACCUUUAGAAGACAAAUCAUUUUUCAGUGAAGAUUCUGGCUCAUAUCGAACAGCACCUGAUGAUGCUGGAAUUCCAGAAAAGAGACAUAGUUUGGGUAGUUUUGAGGCACUUAAUGUGCCCACAAUUAGACGAUCAUCCCUUCUUCAACUUACUACCUCAAGUGGAGACAGUUCAGAAAGCAUUUAUGAGCAAAGAAAGAGCUCAGAUGUCAAAUCUCCUAAGAGUUUCCCUAAAAGCAGCAGCAAGUCUUUUGAAUUUGUGAGGCCAAUUCCAGUUAAACCACUCAUAACAAUUACCAGAGUAGAAUCUAAGGAUGACAUGAGCACUAAAGUGCUUGUAGGUGAUGUAGAUCCAAAUGGCCAGAGUCAUUCAGACUCACAAGUCCUGCCUGUUAGGAAGCCACCUAAACCUUCUCGUAGUUUGGAUAAUGUCUCUGUUCCAUCAAGGGCAAGCAAAGAGAGGAAGGGAAGUACUGAUAGGAAUUUGGCAGAAGGGAGAAAAGCAAGUGGCGACACUGAAGGGGAAGUAAAAGUUAAACAAGGAACUCUUGCCAAGAUUCCUGUGAACAUUCCAUCCCAAGUCAUUCAUUCACAUAAAGAGACAAGAAGAAGGAGCUCACACAGUGGUCUAGGAAGAUUAAAUGUGUCAUUACAAUACAAACAGACCACCUGUGACCUAUUUAUAAAGAUCCUCCAAGCAAGAGAACUUCCUGCUAAAGACCUACGUAACAACACAUCUUCCCCAUAUGUUAGGGUCUAUGCACUCCCAACACGGAGACAUAACCACAGAACAACAGUUAUUGAAAAGAACCUGCAUCCAGUAUGGAAUGAAUUGUUUAUUAUCAGUGGACUCACUCUAUCUGAAAUUCGACAACUUGCAUUACAUUUUCUAGUCAUACAUCACCAGCCAGUGUCACGCAAUGUUGUUAUUGGAGAGGUGAUGAUGACAUUAGGUGGGUUGGACCUAACUGGAGGAGAAGUGAAUGUUUGGAGAGAAAUCAGACCUCAUCAGUUUCAAAAUAUUCUUGGUGAUUUGCAUGUGUCUGUUUGUCAUCAACCACUGUCAAGUAAACUGUCCGUAACUGUGUUAGAAGCAAAAAACCUGCCAAAAAUUAGCAGUCUCAACAUAGGAGAUCCAUAUGUCAAGGUAGAAUUGUUCUCUUCAAACCGCCGUGUUGCUAAGAAGAAAACGCGUGUGAAAAAGAAAACAGUAAACCCAAAGUUUGCUCAGACCUUUACAUUUGACCUGGGAGGAAAGAUGGCACUUGAUCACAUGACCAUGAUGUUUACUGUACUAGUUCAGGAUUCAAGUGGAUGCCAUGAACGGAUUGGCCAAGUGGUGUUGAGCACAGCAGCAGGUGAUGGGCCAGAGUUUGAUCACUGGAGUCAGGUGAUUUGUAAUCCACACUGCCCUAUUGACCAGUGGCAUAUGAUACAUGAAUAGUUCAUCUGCAAUCUGUGUAAAAAUGUUGGUAUAAAUUAUCAAGAGUUACAUUGAAGACACAGAUUCCCACAAUACUGUAGCUCAUAACUUAUUCAGUAAUGUAACGGAAUGGCACUAAAGUAUAAAAACUUUAUUAUUAAGUCUAAGAUACUGGAGGCUUUCAGGAUAGAUGGAUAUUAUUAUCUAGUGGAUAAAUGCCAACAUGAAAAACUUAGCUUUUCACUAGUUAGUGAUUUAUGUUGUGCAAAUGGAUAUUGUCCACGCUUCAAAUAACCAUACAGGAUAAUGUGUUGUGGUAAUCUGUGCAUUAUUUGUUAUAUUCUUCAUUUCUCCCAUUAUGUCUUAAAUGUUGUUAACUGAACCAAAUUGUUGUUGUUGUGAUAACAAUUGAGCCGUUUUCAACCAGAUCUACACUUCAAUUCUUGAUCAGCAUACUCUAGUGUUGUCUCAAAAUAACCGCAGUGUUGAGUACUACGUUGCAUUUACCAGGAGGGGUUCUAGUCUAUAUCUCUUUGUCCUAUGAGAACUAUGGAAAAAUAUCAAGCAAUGCGUCACUUACCCUUUAAAAACCAGUGAGAACUCUCCUCAAAUGAAUUAGAUUCCUUUACCUCACUUUAUUUUUUGGUGUCAUACUUAAUAGUAGGUUCUUUUGGAUUAACAGUUUUAAUUACUCUUCUAACACUCUGCGGCUAUUGUUGAAUAGUUACUUUGAUAAAGUCAGAAGUAUUAUUCGGUAUUUUUAGUGACUUCUGGGUGACUACACGGCCUUACGUUUCAGUUUGUUCAGAAGUUUGCUAGUUUAAACAUCGAUCUUUUGUGAAAAUGUCUCUGAACUAUCAUGCUUUAUAUUAGGGAGAAGCAUUCCUCAUAACUGUUCGAUACUUUAAACAAACAAGAAAUACAUCUCUCUCAUCUUGUUACCUAAGACCUCGAGAGGACGGAAUUUAGUGUUUAGUCACCCCAAGACGAUUUUAUCCGUUUUCAAAUGUGCAAACUCCAAGUUACACUUUCAUGUGAUUUACCCAGUUGAACAUUAAAGGAUUUAUGAAAAAAAUUGCUCCUCUCGACGCUAGACCUGCGAAAUUGGUGUAUGAAGGAGUUAUUGGGUGCUCUUAAACAUAUCUGGUAUGACUGUCUUGCUCGUUUGAGAUGUAGGCCAAGUGUUCUAUUCAAUGAUUACGUUCUAAAUUUUACACGCUUCUGAUGAAAGCCCCUCUUCUCUUAGUACUUGAGGUGGGUAGAAAAUACGUUAUAGGGAAUGAGGUGUUUCCCUUUUUGAUGCUGUAGGUAUCGACAUACAAAGUACAAAUUCUGAGCAAACACAUUACUUGAGAACAAACCCGUGAUGGAAGAAAUAAACAGAUUAUUUAUUUUGAAAUAAAUUUGAAAGUCGUCAUUUUAAUGAGAUAAAGGUAUAUAAGUAGUUAUUUAUUAGUAAGACACUAUUCAAUAUCUUAUUUAGUUUAUUAAACUGAUGGAACGAAGUUGAUAUAUUGUGGAUGAAAUAAAUUUAUUUGGCGUUAUA